GGAAAACUGUACAAACGUCUGCACAAUUGCUAUGAAUUGUAUUGCGGCUUUGUUCAGUUGGACUGCAAAUUAUUGCGUUUUGUAUAAGGAUCGUGUCUCAGGAGAAUUCGAAAACAAAAAUGAGUUGUUGAUAUCGAAUGUGACGGAAAAGACAAAGUUCUAUCUUAGUUCAUGGAAAAGAAUUUUCUUUGAAAUAAUAGAAACUGGAAGCACUAACCCCUUACUAAACGACAACAGCUUUAAAUGUUUUGUGAAUUCUUCUGAGACUACAACUGAACUAGUACAAACGACGACGACAACCACAACAUCAGUAUGUACAUGUACAUUAAAUGACUGCAGAAGUUUUAAAAACUCAACAGAAAUACUUGAGAUGAUAGAAGAUAUAAAGAAGAACUUAUAUAUUGAUAAACAACAAUUAUCAUCAACAAAAAGAAAACUGCAAUCAGCUGAGGAUCCCCGCACUUCAUCAAAAUCUAUUGGAUUGUUUGGAGUAGCCAUUCUAACGUCUGUAUUACUAACAAUUGUCUUAGCAGAUGUUCCAAGGUUGUUAAGUUUCAUUAAGAAUGCAAGCAUAAACAAGAUAAAUGAUCACUUGGAACCUUGAAAUACUUUUCACUGGACGACUUUAAAUUGAUAAUUGUUUACAUCCUCGUUCUUUGUUCAAUGCAUGGCUGAUAGUUUUUUUUUUUUCAUUUUCAAUCAAAACAUAUAGUAUAUAACUGUUUAAUCUGAGAUUUUAGAGUUGUAUUGUCAUUGCAUCGGAAUUGACAUUGUAUUAAUUUAAAAACUCUAAUGACGUCAUGAAAAAUGUCUUUUAAAAGCAGCUUCCAGAGACUGCAAUUGCAGUUAUUAUUUCCGAAGUUGUCUUACAGAUUUAAUAGUUUUCUCCUGGUCGUCUUACUGGUAACAUGGUUAGUUUGGGUAUAUAUUCAGUGCUAACUACACACAUGUAGGAUGGCAUGAUACUAAAACCCCUAACGGUAGGGAGUAUGCUUUAUUUUCAUAUGAAGACAUAAUCUUUCGAUCAGUUUAUUUGAGGUCUGGAGCUGGCAUGUCAGUAACUGCUAGUACACAGGUAAAAUAGAAGUUAUGAAAUACGUCCGUAAAACAUCCGUAUCACGGACUUUUUUCGGAGAAACAGUACCACGUCCGUAAAACAGAUCUUCCGUAUUACAGACGUUCUAAAACAUCCGUUUUACGGACGUUUCUGAAACAUCCGUA
Molecule: messenger RNA, 1221 nt
Organism: Mytilus californianus (California mussel)
Lineage: Eukaryota; Metazoa; Mollusca; Bivalvia; Mytilida; Mytilidae
Exons: 4
Coding region: 32-604 (190 amino acids)
Source: RefSeq, a predicted model, not a curated record